UCCCACAGUGCUUUGCCUGAGUGCAGCCUGCUAACAUCGACAGAAUGCAGAUGUCAAGACGCAGCAUGGCACUCGUACCCCUGUGGUCCUCCCGUGUUUUCUCCGUGGACGUGGAUGGAGGGCCAGUCUACUUUCAAAUCCAAAACAAACACCCCGGAAGAGGAGGAAAGGCAGUGAAACGGUUGUUCGACACUAGCAUGCAAAAGGACGGCAUGUGUUACUCUCUCCUUGUUUCCAGCGAUGACAAAAUCCGCAAAGCUAAGUUUUACUGGGAACUUGAAGAAAAGCUAUUAGGAGAACUUCCUCCGCAGUGUUGUUUAUCUCCUAUGUGCUCAUUCCUGCCUGGCGUCAAGGACUCACUCAUAAACGGCUAUUUUGUAAAAGAUGCCCCCCUUGCAACUGAAAGACUUUUACGACAGUUUGUGCAGCGUGACGACCCCGUGUUGGUGUGUUCAUACAUGUCAGAUGAGGAGAAAGAAGAUGGCCCACUGUGGACUCAGCAUCUGUGGACGCACGCACAGAAUCACUACAUUGUACCAGCAGAACCUCCUCAAUACCACCCCGCAACGCUCAACAUGGUUAACUCUGAUGUUUUCUACAGUGUCCAGGAGGCAUGUGCUGUUUUAAAGAAGUGUGCUGACAUCAUCCCAGAGGCCACAUCUGUCCUGGAGCUGCUGCCCAGAAGUGGCGGUGGCGGUGUGGAGGCCAGAAGCGAACCAGACUUCCCUGUUAUUGUCGUAGAAGGCCUGGAUGCCACAGGUAAAACCACGUUGACCGAGUCUCUCAGGGAUGCACUGGGAGCCACUCUUCUGCAAUCCCCUCCUCAGUGCCUCUCCCCCUGGAGGGCUCGCUUUGCUCAAGAGCCCCCCAUCAUACUCAGAGCCUUCUACGCAGUGGGCAACUACAUCACAGCACAACAAAUAGUCCACCAAGCCUCCAAGAAACCUGUCAUUGUUGACAGGUUCUGGCACAGCACGGCUGCUUACGCCAUCGGAACAGCAGUGAGCGGUUCAGUGUGUGACCUCCCGGCAGAGGGCUCCGAGCUGUACCACUGGCCCAGUGACCUUCUCCAACCCAGUCUGGUUAUCCUACUCACCCUGGACCCUGAGGAGAGGAAGAAGAGGCUGCAGGGUAGAGGUCAAGGGAAGACUAAAGAGGAGAAUGAGCUAGAACAAAACCAACAAUUCAGACUCAGAGUGGAGGAGGCUUACAGAAGAAUCAGUGGUCCAACUUGCAUCAGCGUGGACGCUAGCUCCUCUGCAGAGCAAGUGCUCCAACAAGUGCUGCUUUUAAUUAAGGCCAAAUGCCACUUGUAAACAGCUCUCUUGCUUGUGAUAGGCCUCUGAGCAUUAAGUGGAUGCAGUAUCGCUUCUGACCACUGGGUGCCAGUAAAGUGACAUCAAUAAGAAGUAUGGUGGCCAAAUAGGAAUGAAGCAAGGGGACACUACUGUCAAAGGGGUAAGAGGGGUCAGUCUUCCAGUCACAGAUACAUAUUCAUGCACACUCACACACACACUAUUCCUGAAAAGAAGAGUGCAUUUAUAACUACUGUUAUGAGUGUUCCAAAAUCACAUUGAGUAUCCAUCAGGCAGCCUCUUGUGCACAGGACAGCACUGAGGAUAAGGACUAAUGUAUAUAAGCACCAAUCACUUAAGCUCCGUGUGCAAGAGCAGUUGAAAUACACAGCAGAAUUGGGACUUCAAUGUAACAACAGAAAUAUUACUUUUAACUGUGAGAACAUCGGGUUUGAGUUCAGUGCAAAUACAACUAAAUCUGGUGUCCUUAUCUCGCUGGCUGUGACUACAGUGCAUAGAAAGUGAACAUACUCCAAUUAAAAUGCCAGUUUGUUCUUUAAUCAUUUAGUAUUUUAUGGUUGGAGUCAGUGAACAUGACACAACUUAGCUUGGCAAUAUUGCUUGCAGGAGUGUUUCAAAUUGAUCAAUUUACGGCAGGGGUGUCCAAAGUUUGGCCCGGGAGCCAUUUGUGGCUUUGUGGUUGUUUUCAAUGGCCGGCGGCACAUUGUAGGAAUAAAAUUAAACCUGAAAAACAGAAAAAUAGAGCAACAAGGCACAAUGUAAAGAGAAACGCUGAAAUGUUUAUACUAAUAAAGAAUAAUAAAACAAAGCUUUGUUAAUAUAUAGAAUGUUUCUUUUCAAUCCUUUUUACAUUUUGAAAAAACAAUAAUAAUAAAAGUGGCAACCCGCGUACUUUUCAUUUUCAGUAUGAAGCCCGCAGUGGAAAAACUUUGGACACCCCUGGUUUAUGAGAUAUUUGGUGCACAGCCCACCUGCAGGUCCAAUAGAUUUUCUAUUGGAUUUAGGUCUAGUCUCUGGCAAGAUAUGCCUCAAAAUAAAACCAAAAACUAAAAAAUGUGGCCCCUUAAACCAUCAUUAUGUGUGAAGUCAGCAAAUACUGUAAGACUUAUGCUCAGUGAGCUCAGUGGGAUGAAUUUACCAAGGGUAUCACGGCAAAGGGGCGAGUGUGAUGACAACCAUACAAUUGUAAAUGGAACUUCCUCCAACGUAGGUAAGGCUCUAGCGGCCCAUGGAGUACAAUAUGAGCAAUAUAAUUAAAUACCAUAAGGCUUUAUUAAUUCCUGCACGGCCUAUAAAAACAUCAGUAGGUGAAAGUUUGUUGUGCAAACACCUUUCUGUUGUGUGUCAGGUGUCUUGAAAUGGUGAGUUAUUUUUUAAUAUUUUUUUUACUUUGGGAAAUUUGCUACUUCAAUACAACCAGCAUCAGUUGGAGUACGCACAGUAUGUUUUUAACUGAAGAUUAUUAUGUUAAAGGAAUAAUAGUGAUCUUGUAUUGGAUCUACUACUAGUGCAGGUGUAUGUAAUAUAGUGAGUGAACAGUGGGACUACAGGAUGUGGGCGCAGGUGAACAUGAAUGUUCACCCACUACACAAGCAAGUCCAUUUAGCAGGAGCACAUACUGUAAGUCAUUUAUACAGGGAGGAAGUGUAUAUUUCGCCUAUGUGAUGGGAAGAUUAAUUGGGGGUUUUAGUAAUUAUGAGCUUGGCAAAGCCGGGGGCUGCACAAGACAGAGUGACCCAUCUCUUUCACUGUGAUGCAUCAGCAGCAUGCCAACCACCGCAGACCCUAUUCAUAUGGCAAUUAAUGGAGCGCUGUAUAUCAAUGUCAUUCCACCGCUCCCCCACGUAAGCGCAAGGAUUAUUCCUUACUCCAAUUACGCUGCUGUAGAUGCAAAACUUACUAUCACAUGCAAUCAGUAAAAUAAGGUGUUUAGUGAGUAUGCAUUCCUGCACAUCACUGUAUAGUUUAUUGAAUUCAUUAGUCACCGGCCGCCUGGCAACACAUUGGAUGUGCUGUGUGAGACAAAAUGAAGGCAGAGUUUUUGAUAGCUGCUAACACAGUGGCCUCCUUCUCAAGAGAGGUUAAAUUUAUGAAGUAGGGGAGCAAAGCAAUUAGGCUUUAUACCAUACAUCAUGUCUGAAUGUAAAGCAGUGUGUCUGCGUGUGUGUGGCGAGGGCCAUAUUUCCAUGUCAAAUAUAGCUCUGCUUUGUUAUUCUUGGCAACAAAAAGUGAGCAGUUAUAUCACGCCAUGACUACCCUACUACAAGUACAAAAUGACUUUACAUAGAACAUGAUCACCAUACAUUACAAGAACAAUUAAAUGAUUACUUAUGCAUUUGUAAAUAGUGUUUUGUUUUUUCAAAGUUUUGUCAGAGGGAUGAGAAAUAGAAACACGCACGACAUAGCUUUGUGUCAAAACAAUCCACUUCCAAUCUGCGAGCAUUCCAACACCACUCAAGUAUUCUGGUUGACUUCCAGGUUGUUGUAAUUUCAACAUUUUUUUCUAUAGAAAAUAAUGUAAAGUGACUUUGUUUUGUCAAGGCUCUAACUGUACAGGCAAGGUAACCUUUAAUUAACUGGCAUGCAUGUGUAAAGCCACGUUUACAUUGCAUGCAUUUUGUCCCCGCAGUAGUACGCAAUUUUGCGUGCCAAUGAGUAAACUGGUCGUAAACAGGUGCACAAGCACAAGUGCAGCCGGUCUGUGCUGACACUGGGUAAAAAUUGAUUCUGCGUUGUGUUCUUUGACGUUUGAGUGACGAGGAGACAGCUGCAGUUCUCUUGCCAGCCAGAGGGGGCGUUUAUUAUCGUGCACAAUAUGUAAAAUGUACAGCAAGCUGAAUAAGCUUCAUGCACACGUCUCCUCUCCUCAGCACUCGAGAAGGCGACGGCCGCAUUUUAAACAAAAUAUACCAAAAGACGGAGCCCACAUACCUGUCCACAACAUAUGAAAUGUACAGCAACCUGGAUAAGCUUCAUGCACACGUCUCCUAAAAAAAGAAAACCACAUGAAAAACGAACUCCCCAAAACUAGCUUAAUUAACAGCAAUAACUUUCGUGACUUGUCUUCAAAUGCUGUACAUAAUACAGAGAGCACACAAUGGCAUGAAAUGUCUCUUAUAUUCAUAUUAACACAUUAAAACAUUGUUGCCACCAGACUAACAUACCUGUCCUCAGCAGUCCAGAAGGCGACUGAAACGGAGCGCGCCAAAAUGGCAGGAAAUGACAUCACAGCGAUGUCAAAGUUCACACACACACAAAAAAAUGCAAAUAAAAUAAAGACUGCCCCAAAAAAGGUCAAUAUAACAACAGAUACAUACAGUAUGUGAGAAAUGAAAAAUGAAUUAUUGGUGAAAUUAAAUUAACUGAAUUAACAUCGGUUACACAAGUCUAACGUUUAGUGUUGACUUUUGAUGCGUUUCAAGAAAAUUUUCGUUACACCACUACUGUAAUGGCCUUAUCACCUAGCUCUCUAAACGAGCUGCAAAACAGCUGCAGUACAUCCAGAAUGCUGCUGCUCGAGUCCUGACUAGAACCAGCAAAUAUGACCAUAUUAGUCAGUGCUUACAUCUCUGCACUGGUUUGCUGUUGCUCAGAGAAUAGACUUUCAAACAGCUCUGCUUGUGUACAAAUCUUUUCAUGGUCUUGCGCCAAAGUACAUCUCUUGUACAUGAUCGAGCCACAUGAACCAACUCGGAUUCUGAGAAGCUCAGGAAGAGGUCUUCUGCGGGUGCCGAGAGUCAGGAAUCAACACGAUGAGGCUGCGUUUCAGCCAAAAUCUGGAACAGUCUUCCAGCCACUGCCUCAACUUUGGAAGUGUCGAAAUCCAGGCUGAAAACACGUCUAUUCAACAGUGCAUAUGACAACUGAAAGUAUUUUAUCUGCACUUCUCACUUUUAAUUGGGGUUGGGCAUCGAGUCUCAAGCAUCCGUGGGAACCGGGACUAACAUUUCGAUUCUCCCGGGAUCGUUCAAAUGAUUUAGUUGGAUUCCUAGAUUUGAUACACACUUGGCCAACUGGAAGAAAUAGCUGCGAGCACCAGCGAAGAAGCCGGCCGGCGAGUACCAGCGAGAAAGAAGCAGCUAAAAAGUUUGCUCACACAUUCAUGGUGUAGAAAUAACACAUUACCUUGUCUUGGUGUGAUGUGAUGCGCUACGUCGGACUUCCUCUAAGCAGUCAGAAUCAGGGAAGUCAAAACAAUACAUGACGUCUGUCUCAUGCCAAUGUAAGCCCGGGUUUACCGACGCCGGCUGAUUUCGAAGUUGGGUGUAUAUAAAUGACAGGCGGUACGGCUAGGCAAGUUUAUUAUUGGCACAGUACAUCUGUUAGCAGCAGUCAAUGGGCCUUCACAACACAACACACUUCUGGUCUUCAAAAUAAGAGCGGUUUCGGCUAUAUCCUGUUGACCUGUGUUCACAAAAUUGGGGUUUCAUAAAAAAUAGCUUACACAUUGAGGCAGCAAACAAAGUAUAGUACUUUUCAAAAGUAAACAUCUUUUGUGAAAGUGUACUCCUGUAAAAAUAAACUUCAUAGCAUUUCUAUUCAAGUUGAAUGGUUUGAUAUUUAUAUACUGGUUGAAAAUAGCCCUGUAAGAAAUUCAUAUUCAACUUGAUGAAAAGUUCAUGUCAUGAAACAAUUCAUGGGGUGGAAGUUCAGACAUUCCAUUCAAAAAGAACUCUCAUUUAAACCAUGCAAACUUUUAUGACCAUGCCUCUAAAAAGCAUUGGAAUCGAGAAUCAUUAGGAACUGGAAUCGAAACGAGGGACCGGAUCCUGAAUCGUUCAAAUUCAAACGAUGUCCAACCCUACUUUUAUUUAUUUAUUUUUUAAAUGGAAUUUUAUGAAUGAUUUUUAGUUUUAUGAUGUGAUUACCCUUCUUUUCUGUAAAGCACUUUGAAUUACCUUGUGUUCUAUUAAAAAAAAAAAAAAAAAAAAAACAUGCCUUGCCUUGCCCUCUACAAAUUUAGCAAUAUGUGCUGUUGGAGUUUCCAGUGAUGUUUGACUUUAGAGGUUCCACUCCAUGUGCAAAAAUCAAGGCCACGUUUAUGUCCAAAACAGCAGGAUCUGUCUAAGGUCUUGGCUAACACACACAUACCUCCUCACCCUGCACAGGGCCACUUUGCACUACACUCCUCAGCUUCAAUAUUUCAUCUGCACAACAGAGCAGGAGCAGCGGUGAGGAGGAAAGCCCUCCAUGAAAUAAUUAAAGAUCCAGCGGGGAUGCGGCAGCACAGCAGCCGCCGUCCCGUCCUAAGUAAUAGAUCAAAUGAAAGCUGUCCCUCAGAUCAUUAAUAAU
Messenger RNA from Dunckerocampus dactyliophorus (ringed pipefish), 6608 nucleotides. It is a transcript of the gene cmpk2, whose product is annotated as cytidine monophosphate (UMP-CMP) kinase 2, mitochondrial. Gene Ontology annotation, cellular component: mitochondrion; cytoplasm. Gene Ontology annotation, molecular function: dTMP kinase activity. NCBI's taxonomy places the organism in Eukaryota, Metazoa, Chordata, Actinopteri, Syngnathiformes, Syngnathidae. Gene Ontology annotation, biological process: dTTP biosynthetic process; dTDP biosynthetic process; dUDP biosynthetic process. The coding region runs from base 45 to 1316 and encodes 423 amino acids. The transcript has 6 exons. The record is from RefSeq and is a predicted model, not a curated record.